Messenger RNA from Onychostoma macrolepis, 3580 nucleotides. It is a transcript of the gene uri1, whose product is annotated as URI1 prefoldin like chaperone. The record is from RefSeq and is a predicted model, not a curated record. The coding region runs from base 1258 to 2697 and encodes 479 amino acids. The transcript has 11 exons. Gene Ontology annotation, biological process: negative regulation of phosphatase activity; negative regulation of transcription by RNA polymerase II. Lineage: Eukaryota; Metazoa; Chordata; Actinopteri; Cypriniformes; Cyprinidae. Gene Ontology annotation, molecular function: transcription corepressor activity; chromatin binding; phosphatase inhibitor activity.
GCAAUUCUAUGCUGACAGUUAUUUUUAGUCUAUGUAUAGUUUAGGAAAUUUAUUUUAUCUUAACAUUUGUAUUUGUUAUUCAUAAAUGAAAGUGAAAUUAAAUGAGAGCAGUAGGCGAUCACGUGUUUACAUCGUUGUAGUAGGGAGAGCGAUAUCCAGAGUACGUACUACAUCCGUGAUUAGAUGAACAUGGCGCAGGGGAAGCAGGCCAUCGGUGGACUGUAAACAAACGGAAAUUUUGGGAUAACAUCGACAUCGUACCAUGCACGUGUGAAAUGGUCUCAAUCCCGAUAUACUGGACCACUUGUUCUGCUUCAUUGAUGACUACGAGGCGACAGAUUGAGUGCAACACAUCCAAUUGCAUUCAUAAACAUUUCUAUAGGACUUCAAACCCCUGAGCACUCAGUGUUUGGAUAUUUAAACAACAAAAAAAAGCCUUGUUUUAUUGUGGAUGGCGUCCUUGCAUGACCAAAUGGCUGCAACUGGAAAAGUAAAACGGAAUAAUGAUCUGCCCAAAGGCGUUGAGAGGUUAAAAGAGGAGCACAGAAAGGUCAAGAGUAACGUUUAUUUUAUAUACCACCAAUGCAUUCCUGCAGAUAUCAAAGCAUAAUGUCCAUGCACGUGAUUAAUCCUCAGCAUCGAUUCAUUUGUCGUAUGUUUAUGUUGUUUUUGGAGUAUAGUCGCAGUAUUACACGUUUCGUUCUCUGGAAAGUUCUUUGUGUAUCACGUGUUGCUGUUGGCUAGCUUGGUGUAUGUGUGUCUCUGAUACUUUGCAAUAAAAUGCAUGUACAUAUUUAUAAGCAAUGUAUCUAAGUAAUGUUAACAGUAAAUUAUUAAUGUACAGUAGCUUGAAAACAGUCUUUGUUCCAGCACAUGUUGUCCACGCUGCCAAAAUGCAUACAGCAAGCAGAAGCUUACAGUACUGUUACAGUAGGUAGUUUACAUGCUGUGAAAUGACUCUAUGUGAAGGUAAGGGUUAACUGACCUAUUUAUAUUUGCAUGGUAUUUUGGGUGAUAUGAGUAGGUGAAAGGCAAACAAACAGCGUCUUUUACCUUUGUGUUGACAUUGGAGGAUAAACCUCAACUGGCCAGAUAUGAAAGAUACAUUUGUACUGCUUCAUUUCAACAAGACUGGAAGAGUUUUGUUUAGAAGAUCUGGAAAGUUCUGUGUUGCACUGCCCUCAGCAACACGUCUUUAAGAAGAGAGAAAAUGAGAACAACAAAAUGCAUGUCUGUGCAUGCUGGUAGACAUGCUUCAUGUUGUUUUAUUGGUGGGUGGUGAAAGAUUGCAGAAGUCAAAUUGAGCACUGGAAAAAAGUGGAAAAUGACUAUGAAUCUCUUCAAGAUCGCCUCAGGACUUUGCCUGACAAGUUGUCUUAUGAUAUUACGGUACCAUUUGGACCCUUGGCUUUCAUGCCGGGAAAGCUGGUUCACACUAAUGAGUUAACAGUGCUCCUCGGGGAUAACUGGUUUGCAAAGUGUUCUGCCAAACAAGCUGAUGCUCUUGUGGAACACAGAAAGAAACAUGUCAAAAAUACGCUAGAUGACUUGCAGAAAGUGAUGAAGAACUUUCAGAACAGAGCAGACUUUACAGAUGAUAUUGAAAAACUGACUGGUGAUACUGGAGAUUUUGUCGACAUUAGAGAAGAGGUUAUAAAUGAGGAAGAAGUUGCCAAAGGAAAACAUCGUUUGGCCCACAAACCCCACUCUAAUCCUAAGCAGGAGUAUUUGUUGGAGCUGGAAGAGGAUGAGGAGAAGAAAGAAGGCGAUGAAGAGAGAACAACAGGGGUGCUGUCAGAGGAGGAGCUGUGGGCUCGACUUGAUGAACUUGAACGUGAGGAGGAACUUCAAGAUGAGAGAUACCGAUUGGACAGCACAGACACUAAUGGAGAAGACACCACUUCCUCCUCAGAGGAAGAGAAGGAAGCAGAUGGUGGCAGCAGUGUCCAGGUUAAUGGCCAUCAGAACGAAAAUGGCUGGGUACCGUCAUCUAUCACAAGUCAGAUGAACGGCACUAAUGGCUCGCACCCUGAGGAUGAGGAGGAGGAAGAUUGUGAUGAGGAAGCAGGCAAUGGUCUUCCAACUAUCUAUUUUUCUCAUACUGCAGAAUUCAAAAAGGUCAGGAUAAAUACAGGCAAGAACACCACUCUAAAAUUCAGCGAAAGAAAUGAACAAAAGGCGCAAGCCAAGCGAAAAAAGAAAAGUGGCAAAAGCAACGGCCAUUCUCCUCAUGAAUGUUACAAGAUCACAAGCCCAGCAGACAUUUAUAGGGUGUUUGUGGACUUGGUGAAUGGAGAGCCAAUACCACGCAAGUCCAUUUUGAAGUCCCGCAGCCGCGAGAACAGCGUGUGCAGUGACACCAGCGAGAGCAGCACAGCUGAUUUCGAAGAGCGCCGUGCUGUUUUUGGACGCUCGUGGAGCCAUGAUGACGCCACACACAGUGAUACCAGCGAUGGCAUUACAGAGGAGGAAAGCCCCACUGGAAUGAGCCCCCGCACUAACGGACGCUUUGAGGCUUUUACAGGCACAGUGAUUGAAAAGGAUCCCCUGCCUUGCUCCAUCCCACACCUGACCAUCGCUGCUCCUGCCUUACCCACAAUUCCUGAGAGGAAGCUGGAGGAGGUGGGCCCCGAAGCUCCUCAAGAGCCACCCAAGAGGAUGUCCAAGUUUAAAGCUACACGGUUACAUCAGAAAUGAGAGUUCAUCUCAUCAGCACACAACUUCUGAAUUAACAGUAACACUUAUUGACUGACUUUCUCACUAGCUGUCUUCUUCCUCUGUCCUCCAUGCUAUACUGUCAUCUGUCUGUCUUUCCUUUUUUUGGGGGGACAUGCCAUGCACCCUCAACAUUUUAUUUCCUCUUUAAGUAAUUAAUAGAGAUUAUAAAUUAUUUCCCUAAAGUAUGCUUUUUUAAAAUGCCAGAUGGUUUGUUUAAAAGGAUAGUUCACCAGAAAAUGUAAAAAACUGUCAUUUACUCACCUCACCGCUUUUCGUCUCUUUUCUUUUUUGGAACACAAAGGAAGCUAUUUUGAAGGAAGUUAGAAAUUGUUGUCACACAGAAGAAAGACAUACAGGUUUGAAUUGUCAUGAGGUUGAUUAAAUGAUGACAGAAUUUUCUCUUUUGUGUGAGCUAUCCCUUUAAAUUAUGAAGAAGUUGCACAUGUUGGUAACUUUUGUGUGUAUUAGUUUAGAUAAAUAAUAGUUAAAAAUAGAAUGGAAAAAUUUAAAUGCUAAAAUGUUUUCAAAACAAACAAAAUAGUAGUGUUAGCGACAUCAUGACUACUGUCAUUGUUGUGAUCUGGUCUUUGGAAAAUGCUUUAUCAAUUUGUUAAUUCAAGACAUUUAUGUGCAACUUUGACCUAUGUUGGUCAUGAAAUAGCUGCCAAUUUCUGUCAGCUUAAAAAAAAAAAAUUUUUAUCCCUUCUGCACUUCGUCUCUGACUCUCCCUUAUCUCGUUUUGUAUCUUGUUUUGUAUUGUUUACAGAGUUUUGGCUUUGUACAUCAGCUUUUUUUGUGAAAUCUGGGAAAAUGUUGAUGUAACUGAAAAGGAAAAAAAGAAUAAAUGAUUUUGACUGUACAA